Messenger RNA from Phycomyces blakesleeanus NRRL 1555(-), 807 nucleotides. RefSeq lists its product as hypothetical. Lineage: Eukaryota; Fungi; Mucoromycota; Mucoromycetes; Mucorales; Phycomycetaceae. The record is from RefSeq and is a predicted model, not a curated record. The transcript is spliced from 8 exons. Bases 1 to 807 code for a protein of 268 amino acids.
AUGAUAUAUUUAAUGAAAUACCAAAUAAUGGCUCCAAGAACUAACAUCAACCAGAACGCACAUACCAAUAGAUCAGCAUCUAGGCCAUUGAUCAACACAGUCAACACUGGCUGUAUAGGAUCGUCUAAUCCAAUGAUUGCUCCUACACCAGACAAUAUGUCAAUUCCAGUGUCAGAGUUUAAUGAUGUUGUCAGUAUUCUUGCUACACUCAAUAACAAAAUGACAGCCGUUAGUUCUGAUGUUAGUGAAUUGAAAGUACAAUGCCAGGUGGGUGCUCAAUCGACUGGCAUGCAAGCCGUUCUUGAUUCUGAUAUGGAUCCUCAGGACAUCAUAAGCAGCUCAAGACACCCAAAGAUUUCAUUGAUUAGAGAGAAUAAUGAUAAACCAACUUGGGAUGUCAAUGUUGGUUUGUCUGACGAGUUUAACAAGAAUCUUGCAACAGCCAUGGUACCACCAAAAGAGCUAUGUGGUAUUAUUGUAAACAGCUAUUACAAUUGCUUGGCUGCCAGUAAGCUUACUGAAGAAGACAUACAGACAAACACUACCUCAAACAGAAGAGGAAAUAGAAAGACUGCUCUUAAUAAAAGGAGAAAAAGAACAUACAAAAAGCAUAAGGAUGCAGUUACCAAAAAGUUUAAUCGGGAUUACAAUGGCGUUUUUUAUAGAGACGCAAUGUCUGGUGAUGAGACAGAAACCGACACUUCUGUUGUUGCAUCUCGUUCUGAUUGGCGUAGUAAUGAGUUGAAUGCUGUGUUUGACUUUCUUGACAAUCUCGCCAGAGAUGACUUGGGAAAAAGAGCAACAUAG